AUGGAAAACAAUCAAAUUUUGAAGUCAGAAUAAUCAAUGGAUUUCACUUCUAUGCUUUAAAAUUAAAAAGAAACACUCUUCAUUAGUUAAGAUCCUGAUAAUCCAUAGAUUCAUAAUAAAAAGAAAGAAAUUACUCUACUUGUAAUUGGAGCACCUUCAGUUUAAAUCAGAUAGAUUAUAGAGCAGUAUGUUCACUCAGAUGAGUGUGAGGAACUUUAGAGUUAUUUCGCUUACCAUAUGAAGCUAUAGGUUGACUUUGAGAUGAUUGAUCUACAGAUUCUCGAGCCUAAAAGUGAUGACUAAGAUGGAAUAUCUCUAAAAGAAACAAUCGAGUACUUAGGAGAACUUGAAUAGCAUUUAUGUAUAAAGCAACUAUUUUUUCCAAUGAGUUUUACAAUGAUUUUGAAUUAUGUAGAGCCUCCAUUUAUGCAGAGAGCAAGCAGAAUUUUCGGCGUGUAUGAUGAGCAUGUUAUUUAAGCUUUAAAAUUUGCAGAGAAAAAUCUAAACUCUCAUGCCUUUGAAGUAAGAAUGUUUGCGGGAGAAGAGACAUAAAGCUAGUAGAUUGAUUAUGUUUUUCAUAAGUUGAUAGAAAAAAUAGAGAAAAAACACAGUUAUGAAGUAGAAAAGAAGGCUAGAAGAAUAACCUUUGGAAGAACGAAAAAAUAAAUUUACAAGUAAUACAGUAAAUUGACCCGAAUAGAUAAGAUGAACAUAGUAUUUCAGAUCCUCGUCACUCUUUAGUUCGUAAGAUCCUACAAAUAAAAUGAUUUAUAGCUAAGUAGUCUGGUUCAGGCAUUUAUAAGCGUUGAGCUAAAUCUUCAUGUGACUAGCUAGGUUGAACAAUGGCUGUGCAAUACAAAUAACUUCAAUGGUUUUUUUUCUUUUUUCUCUGGAAUCUUAGGUUAUUACGGAUCUAAAUACAAGAAUAAAGAGUAUUUAGGAACAGUAAUUUUAAGCAUUUAUUAACUUGAUUUAGUAUUAACUAGGAGUGAUGAUAGAUGUUCUAAGUAAUAUAUUUGCUAUUGGGCUAUUGAUUUAUUUAAGGAACAAUACAAAAACUAUAGUUUCCUAUGGGUGAAUCUAUUCUAAACUUUUGUUUGCAUUGUGUCUCUAAUGUUUUCAUAGCCUCUAAAAUAAGCAAUAGUUUAGCAAUCUAGAGAAUAGAUCUAAAAGUCAGUAACAAUCAGCAAUUUAGAUGAUGAUACCCUUGGCUAGCCAUCAAGAGCAUUUUCUCAUGUCUAGGAAUAUAAUCAUCUAGAUAUGAAUAACAUGCUUAGCAGUAGUUUGAUGAUUGACGAGGAAGAACUUUUAAAGUAUAGCUAGAAAGAAAGGAAAAGCAAAAGAAUUCUACCUUGA
Molecule: messenger RNA, 1356 nt
Organism: Stylonychia lemnae
Lineage: Eukaryota; Ciliophora; Spirotrichea; Sporadotrichida; Oxytrichidae
Source: the annotation of a GenBank genome assembly